This is a messenger RNA of Nerophis lumbriciformis (worm pipefish), 2001 nucleotides long. The record is from RefSeq and is a predicted model, not a curated record. NCBI's taxonomy places the organism in Eukaryota, Metazoa, Chordata, Actinopteri, Syngnathiformes, Syngnathidae.
AUGGCUAACACAGACAAAUGGAGCACUUUGCAAGAGUGUAUAAGUAAACUCCACGUCAACACAGAGCAUCCAGAUAAUUUUCUAAGCCUUCAAGAUGCCGUGGCAACAGACUUUAUCUCUCUUACCAAAUCCCUUUAUGACCUCCACAAAGCCCAGGAGCCAGCGCACUAUCAAGCCAGCCCGUUGGUUCAGUUAGUGGUGGAAAACUUUGACGAAGAGCAAAUCUGGCAGGAGCUGGAGCUGCAGAACUCUGGUGUACUAAAACACUUUAGGAAAUCAGUUGAUGAUGCUUUGUCCGAUGAGACGUUGGCAGUACUGCUGGAGGAAGAGGAGAUGGAUGAAGGAACCUGCGAUGAGGAAGGAGAGCUUGAUAAAAAUAUGGAGGAAGAAGCCGAAGAGAGGCCUCAGAGUAGGUUUAAGAAAAUGCCUGAGUGUGGAGCAGAAGCUGACACGGAUGAAGACUCUAAUUUAGAUUUUGACGUGGAUGCUCUGGAGAAGUGGGAGAAGCAAAAGAGGAAACCCACAGAGAAACAUUCCAAAAGGAAGGGCAUUCCCUCAGAAGUUGAUGACAAGUUCUUCAAGUUAUCUGAAAUGGAGUCAUUUCUUGAUGACAUGGACAAACAGGAAGGGAAGGAGCAGGAAGAUGAAAAUGACGUUGAUUAUUUUCAGGACAUUCCCUCUGACGAGGAUGACAAUAUUGACCUGGAGAUGUUUUUGAGAAAAAAGCCAAAGGAAAACACUGGAAAGAGCACCAGAGAUCUUAAAUACAAGGACUACUUUUAUGCUGUGGAAGGGACUGAUGCUGAUGCAGAUGAACAAUUGGAUAGUGAGGAUGAGGAAAAAGAUGGAGAGGACGAAGUAGAUGAUGAUGAUGAUUCUGGCAAGGACAUUGACAAUGAGGACACGAGCCAUAUAACCUCUCAAAAAAAGGUGACCUUUAACCUUUCUGGCGAUGAAGACAGUGAAGGGGAGGAAUUUGAGGACAUCUUUGGAGGAAAGGGCCAAAAUUCAAAUAAAUCUCAAUCCAAGUCAUCAUAUGAGAAAAAUCAAGAAAAGAUGUCACAGAAAAUUGAGGAGUUUGAGAAAGCCUCCCUUGCCGGAAAGUCAUGGCAGCUUUCUGGAGAGGUGACAGCACAGUCCCGCCCAGAAAACAGCAUGCUUGAAGAAGAUUUGGACUAUGAGCAGGCAUCUCGGAAGGCUCCUGCAAUCACAGAAGAAACCACACUACAGCUUGAAGACAUCAUUAGACAAAGAAUUAAAGACCAGGCAUUUGAUGAUGUGGUUCGCAAGGAGAAGCCCAAAGAGGAGGUGUUUGAGUACAAAAAGAGACUAACAUUAGAUCAUGAGAAGAGCAAGCAGAGUCUAGCAGAAAUUUAUGAGCAGGAAUACAUCAAGCAGACACAGCAAAAGACAGAGGAGGAAGAAAACCCAGCCCAUGUUGAAAUACAAAAACUGAUGGACGCUCUCUUCUUAAAGCUGGAUGCCCUGUCGAACUUCCAUUUUACACCUAAACCAUCUGUCCCUGAGGUGAAGGUGGUUUCAAACCUGCCGUCCAUCACAAUGGAAGAGGUAACUCCAGUCACUGCCAGUGAUGCUACUCUACUUGCUCCAGAGGAAAUUAAGGAGAAAAACAAAGCUGGUGAUAUUUUGGGGGAUUCCGAGAAGACUUCAACAGACAAAAAGCGUGAAAGACGCCUUAAGAAAAAGGUGAAACAUUUCAAAAUCAAGGAGAAGGAAAAGAAACGGAAACUCAAGGAAGCAAGUGCAGCGGGUGAAAACAAAAGGCCCUCAAAGGCUCAAGUCAAAGAAGACCUGAAGAAACUCACUAAAGGAGGCAAGGCGACUAUACUCAAGGAUGACGGAAAGGACAAAGCUCUGCGCUCUUCUCAAGCCUUCUUUUCUCAGCUGCAGGACCAAGUGAAAAGUCAGAUCAAAAGUGCAAAAAGGCAGCCUACAAAAAAGAAACACAAAGACGUUUCUGCCAGCAAACUUAAAUUAUAA